AUGAACCUCAGAGCCUCUGUCCCAACUGUACUGACCCCCCAGGUGUUUUCCGGCAGCAGCAAAAGCCCACCAGGACCACAAACAGCUCCUGAAGCCUGGUUCCUCCCAGGCUCUCCUCUGGUCCGUUCUCGGCUCUCCAUAGACUCGGACUCUGACAUGACAGAGAGUGUUGGACUCCUGCAGGAAGUGAGCAUGCCGCCCCUCAUCAUCUUCAUCAUCGGCGGUCCAGGAAGUGGGAAGGGAAGUCAGGCGUCGAGGCUUGCUAAGUGCUUCAGAUUCAGACUCUUCUCAUUGGACGAGCUGCUGAGGAGGCAGCUGCUGAGUCACGCGUCCCCCGGCAGGAAGUGGGAGGUGAUAUCGGAGAUGAUGGGCCACGGAGAGCUGGGCCUGCAGGAGGAAACCAUCUCAGAGCUGAAGCGCCAGAUGAUUGGUCAGCCCGACUUCAGAGGGUUCAUCGUGGACGGAUUCCCCAGAGACGUCCACCAGGCCCUCAGCUUCCAGGAGAAGAUUGGCUCUCCUGACCUGGUGCUGCUGCUGCUCUGCUCCAAUCAGACGCUGCGCUGCCGUCUGCAGCAACGAGCCACGCAGCUCGGCCUUCUGGGAGAUAACAGCACCGCCCUGAGGAGGCGCCUGGACUCCUUCCACAGAGACAUCACCUCCGUCAGCAGAUACUACAACCAGCUGCAUCUGCUGACACAG
Eleginops maclovinus (Patagonian blennie) is the source of this 699-nucleotide messenger RNA. RefSeq names its product adenylate kinase isoenzyme 5-like. The annotation marks the transcript as partial. NCBI's taxonomy places the organism in Eukaryota, Metazoa, Chordata, Actinopteri, Perciformes, Eleginopidae. Gene Ontology annotation, biological process: nucleobase-containing compound metabolic process. The transcript is spliced from 4 exons. The record is from RefSeq and is a predicted model, not a curated record. Gene Ontology annotation, molecular function: nucleoside diphosphate kinase activity; ATP binding. Gene Ontology annotation, cellular component: cytoplasm.